AGAACAACACGUUCGCGAAUCUCUGAGCAGAAGAGGUGCGGCGCUUCAACUUCAAACAGUGUCAAACCAGAGUCAGUCUGUAUCUCACACCCGACAGAGGACUCGACAGACCUGGACAUUUCCAUUUCUUUCCACUGUUGAAAGCUUUACUUCAGCUCUGCACUGAGGAGAUUCGGGAACCGCUCAGAUUCUCGGCAUGGCUUCCACAACCUGCACCAGGUUCACCGACGAGUAUCAGCUGUACGAGGAACUGGGGAAAGGAGCUUUUUCUGUGGUGAGGAGAUGUAUGAAAAUCUCUUCUGGUCAGGAAUAUGCGGCCAAAAUCAUCAACACUAAAAAGCUUUCUGCCAGGGAUCACCAAAAAUUGGAACGAGAGGCUCGAAUUUGUCGUCUACUCAAGCAUGCCAACAUCGUGAGGCUCCAUGACAGUAUAUCAGAGGAGGGUGUUCACUACCUCGUCUUUGAUUUAGUCACCGGAGGAGAGCUGUUCGAAGAUAUCGUGGCCAGAGAGUAUUACAGCGAGGCUGACGCCAGUCAUUGCAUUCAGCAGAUCCUUGAGGCUGUUCUCCACUGCCACCAGAUGGGGGUGGUCCAUCGGGACCUGAAGCCAGAGAACCUUCUCCUCGCCAGCAAACUGAAGGGCGCCGCGGUGAAGCUGGCCGACUUCGGGCUGGCCAUCGAGGUGCAGGGAGACCAGCAAGCCUGGUUCGGGUUUGCUGGAACACCGGGUUAUCUGUCUCCCGAAGUGCUGAGGAAGGAGCCGUACGGCAAACCGGUGGACAUGUGGGCAUGUGGUGUGAUCCUCUACAUCCUCCUCGUGGGUUAUCCUCCGUUCUGGGACGAGGACCAGCAUCGGCUUUACCAGCAGAUCAAAGCCGGCGCGUACGACUUUCCAUCUCCAGAGUGGGACACAGUGACACCAGAGGCCAAAGAUCUGAUCAACAAGAUGUUGACUAUAAACCCUGCCAAACGCAUCACAGCAGCUGAGGCCCUCAAACACCCCUGGAUCUGUCAACGCUCGACGGUGGCGUCCAUGAUGCACCGCCAGGAGACGGUGGAGUGCCUGAAGAAGUUCAACGCCAGGAGGAAGCUUAAAGGAGCUAUCCUGACGACCAUGCUGGCCACUCGAAACUUCUCAAGCAAGAAUCCAUACAAGAAGCCUGAUGGUGUUAAGGAGCCUCAAACUACUGUAAUCCACAAUCCCACUGAUGGAAACAAGGAAUCAUCAGAAAGUGCCAACACCACAAUUGAAGACGAGGACAUUAAAGUUUACCGCCUGCCUACUAGAAUAUAUAAGCCUGAACGAUCUCAUUCCCGUGAGUCUAGUUCUUCCUCUUCCUCCUCCUCCUCCAUCUCCUGGUUCUUCCCAAACAUGUGUCCUGAAGAAGUCUGCUGUAACCUCAUUCUCAGAGCCCUCCUGGCUCUAUACCUGCUGGUUUUCCUAUCUGCCCUUUUGGCGUUCCUCUACGCCAACUCAACAGCCGAUUGUGGCCAGUGCAUUAUUCCCAAAGCUGCUCCCAAAAGAUCUCAGCUAAUCCAGAACCACGUCACCAUUCAGUCGAGGAAACAGGAGAUCAUUAAAGUCACGGAGCUGCUGAUCGAAGCCAUUAAUAACGGAGAUUUCGAAGCGUACACGAAGAUCUGUGACCCUGGACUGACCUCUUUCGAACCCGAAGCGUUGGGAAACCUGGUGGAGGGGACGGACUUCCACAGGUUCUACUUUGAGAACGCUCUCUCCAAAGGCCACAAACCCAUCCACACCAUCCUGCUGAACCCUCACGUACACCUGAUCGGUGAGGACGCCGCGUGCGUGGCGUAUAUACGGCUCACCCAAUACAUGGAUGUCAACAAUACGCCUCGCACCAUGCAGUCGGAGGAAACGCGUGUGUGGCAUCGCCGGGACGGAAAAUGGCAGAAUAUCCACUUCCACCGCUCUGGCUCGCCAACUGUGCCCAACAAGUGA
Pimephales promelas (fathead minnow) is the source of this 1963-nucleotide messenger RNA. Lineage: Eukaryota; Metazoa; Chordata; Actinopteri; Cypriniformes; Leuciscidae. The record is from RefSeq and is a predicted model, not a curated record.